AUGAACGCUCACGGAGACCUUGGGCCAAAGCGAAAGCGCAGCGCUGGUGCCGCUGAGCAGCGUCCCUUCAAACACCUCAAGCCUGAGGGCUCGGCUCUGACCCCUGGAGACUCAACGCCUGCCAAUGGAACCGUCUACGACGUGGCGGAUGGAGACGAAGGUGACGAUGACUCAACACGGAUGGUGCCCCUCGGUAACCCCCAGGCCGAUUCGCCUGAGUGGCAGGCAAUGAUUGAGAGCGUCGUGAAGAGCGUGGUGUCCAUUCACUUCUGCCAGACAUGUUCUUUCGAUACAGAGCUCUCCAUGAGCAGUCAAGCAACGGGUUUUGUCGUCGAUGCUGAACGAGGCUACAUCCUUACCAAUCGACAUGUUGUUGGUGCUGGCCCGUUCUGGGGUUACUGCAUUUUCGACAAUCAUGAGGAGUGCGAUGUCAAGCCCGUCUAUCGAGACCCUGUCCACGAUUUCGGUAUCCUCCAGUUUGAUCCCAAAGCCAUUCGCUAUCUGAAGCUCACGGAACUGAAGCUUCGGCCCGACGGAGCUCGUGUGGGUGUCGAGGUUCGCGUUGUGGGUAACGAUGCCGGUGAAAAGCUCAGUAUCUUGUCCGGCGUCAUCAGUCGUCUGGAUCGCAACGCUCCUGAAUAUGGCGAAGGAUACAGCGAUUUCAACACAAACUAUAUCCAGGCUGCGGCUGCGGCCAGUGGCGGUAGCUCAGGCAGUCCGGUCGUGAAUAUUGAUGGACAUGCGGUGGCCCUGCAGGCGGGCGGACGUGCUGAUGGCGCCGCAACGGAUUACUUCUUGCCAUUGGAUCGCCCACUACGUGCUCUCGAGUGCAUUCGCCAGGGACUGCCCGUCACCCGUGGCACGAUUCAAACUCAGUGGAUCCUCCGACCAUUCGACGAAUGUCGUCGUUUAGGCUUAACCCCUGAGUGGGAAGCCGCCGUGCGCAAGGCGUCUCCGAACGAAACCAACAUGCUGGCAGCUGAGAUCAUCCUUCCUGAGGGACCGGCUGAUGGAAAGUUGCAAGAGGGAGAUGUACUGCUGAAGGUGAACGGUGAGUUGCUCACGCAAUUUGUUCGCCUAGACGAUAUUCUAGACUCGAGCGUGGGCACUACCGUCCGUCUGCUGGUUCAGCGAGGAGGUCAGGAUCUUGAGGUAGAAUGCGAGGUUGGGGAUCUCCACGCGAUCACGCCCGAUCGGUUCGUGACAGUUGCUGGUGGGACUUUCCACAACUUGUCAUACCAACAAUCUCGACUAUAUGCAAUUGCCACUCGCGGUGUCUAUGUCUGCGAAGCAGCUGGCUCCUUCAAGCUGGAGAACACCUUGUCUGGGUGGAUCAUCGAUUCGGUGGACAAGCGGCCAACACGGGAUCUGGAUGAAUUUGUAGAAGUAAUGAGGUCUAUUCCCGAUCGCUCUCGUGUGGCGAUUUCAUAUCGUCACAUUCGUGACCUCCAUACCAGGGGAACGUGUAUCAUUCACGUGGACCGUCAUUGGCACCCAAAGAUGCGUUUGGCGGUCCGUAAUGAUAAGACUGGCAUUUGGGACUUCUCAGACCUAGCCGAUCCGAUCCCAGCAGACAAGCCUGUUCCCCGCAAGGCAGACUUUAUCCAGCUGGACGGUGUAAGCCAACCCGCAGCGGCUGCGAUUGUGCGGAGUUUCGUGCGAGUUUCUUGCACUAUGCCUUUGAAAUUGGAUGGGUAUCCUCAGGCUAGGAAGACUGGAUACGGUCUGGUCAUCGACGCCGAGAAGGGUCUCGUCGUGGUUUCAAGAGCAGUCGUGCCCUAUGAUCUCUGCGACAUCAUCAUCACUGUUGCCGAUUCCGUUAUCCUGAGCGCCAAGGUCGUGUUCCUGCAUCCGUUACAAAACUACGCCAUCAUUCAAUAUGAUCCGAGUCUGGUGCAUGCACCGGUCCAGAGUGCCCGUUUCAGCACAGAGUAUAUCAAGCAGGGACAGGAUACGAUCUUUGUCGGGUUCAACCAAAAUUUCAGAAUCGUCGUUGCCAAGACCGCCGUCACUGACAUCACAACCGUCUCUAUCCCAGCCAAUGCUUCAGCUCCGCGAUAUCGCGCCAUCAAUUUGGAUGCUGUGACGAUCGACACUGGGUUGAGUGCACAGUGUACGAAUGGUGUCUUGAUCGGCGAGGAUGGUGUCGUCCAGGCUCUGUGGCUGAAUUACCUCGGUGAGCGGACACCGAACUCUCACAAAGACGUGGAGUAUCACCUUGGUAUCGCCACUCCUGCUUUACUUCCUGUGACAUCCAAGGUCCAACAGGGCAUCACUCCCAAGCUGCGCAUUUUGAACAUGGAAAGCUAUGUGGUGCUAAUGAGUCAGGCGCGCAUCAUGGGCGUCUCCGAUGAGUGGAUCCAGAAGGUUGCAGAGGCGAAUCCUUCUCGGCAUCAACUUUUCAUGGUCCGUAAGGUGGACUGCCCUCCAGCAACGUUCACGUCGGAUGUCGACAGCUUCGAGGAAGCCGAUAUCAUCCUCACUCUGGAUGACCAGCUCAUCACCCGGGUCUCUGAGCUCGAUAUGAUGUAUGAGAAGGAAGUCCUGGAGGCUCUGGUCGUUCGUAACGGUCAAGAAAAGCGCAUUCGUGUUCACACCGUGCCGACGGAAGAUCUUGAGACGGAUCGAGCUGUUGUGUUCUGCGGAGCGGUCCUGCAGAAACCUCACCACGCCGUUCGCCAGCAAAUUACGAAGCUCCACAGCGAGAUUUACGUUAGCGCCAGGAGCCGUGGUUCCCCAGCCUAUCACUAUGGACUGGCUCCCACCAACUUCAUCACUGCGGUCAAUGGCGUCUCGACGCCAAAUCUCGACGCCUUUGUCGAGGAAGUGCGCAAGAUCCCCGACAACACUUACUUCCGCCUGCGUGCUGUCACAUUCGACAACGUGCCAUGGGUCGUAACCAUGAAAAAGAACGAUCACUAUUUCCCUAUGUCUGAAUAUGUUAAAGAUCCGUCUGCUGAGGCCGGGUGGCGCACCAUCUCCCAUGACAAGGGAAAGGGUGUCCUUGGUGCCGCCUCUGAUGCCGCCAAUCUGAACCCGGAUGCCAUGGACGAGGGCGGCGAGGCUGGUGGUAGCGAUGUCGAGCCUGAAAUGGAGUAG
Molecule: messenger RNA, 3099 nt
Organism: Penicillium diatomitis
Lineage: Eukaryota; Fungi; Ascomycota; Eurotiomycetes; Eurotiales; Aspergillaceae
Product: putative nuclear serine protease HtrA2/Nma111
Exons: 4
Coding region: 1-3099 (1032 amino acids)
Biological process (GO): proteolysis
Molecular function (GO): protein binding; serine-type endopeptidase activity
Source: RefSeq, a predicted model, not a curated record